CUAACAGCCAUCAAUUUUGAUGUUUUGUAAUUGUUGUUCUAUGAGAUUUAUUCUAUAACGAGCAUAUUUCAUUGUAAAUAAUCAUAUAAUUAGCAUAUAGUAUAGUAAAUAUACUUAAAUAUAUGAUUAUAUAGCGAUCUCCAAAAAUUAGCCAUGUUAUUCUAUUCCUUCUUUAAGUCUUUGAUCGGAAAAGACGUAGUUGUUGAAUUAAAAAAUGAUCUCAGUAUCUGUGGAACAUUAUAUUCCGUUGAUCAAUACCUGAACAUAAAAUUGGCUGACAUUAGUGUUACAGAUUCUGAAAAAUAUCCUCAUAUGUUAUCGGUAAAAAAUUGUUUUAUCCGUGGAUCUGUGGUGCGAUAUGUACAACUUCCAGUAGACGAAGUGGAUAUCCAUCUUUUAACUGAAGCAGCACGCAGAGAAGCAAUGAAUGCUCAAGCAAGAUAGUUAUGGUUAUAUUAAGUAUCAUUUAUGUGAAAAUCUUUUUUUCUUUUCUCUUUUAUUAUGCAUACAUGUUUUACAUUCUAUAAAAAGUAAGAUACAAAAUUAUUUAAUAUUUUUCACACAAUUUUGGAAAAUAUGAAUAAUAAUGUAUUAUUCGACACAACUUUAAUAUAUAUAUAUAUCUUUGUUCAACUUCAAACUUUAUAAAUCUUAAUAUAAAUCAUUAUUCAAAAUUAAA
Molecule: messenger RNA, 679 nt
Organism: Cataglyphis hispanica
Lineage: Eukaryota; Metazoa; Arthropoda; Insecta; Hymenoptera; Formicidae
Product: U6 snRNA-associated Sm-like protein LSm2
Exons: 4
Coding region: 154-444 (96 amino acids)
Biological process (GO): mRNA splicing, via spliceosome
Cellular component (GO): U6 snRNP; P-body; precatalytic spliceosome
Molecular function (GO): RNA binding
Source: RefSeq, a predicted model, not a curated record